Messenger RNA from Desarmillaria tabescens, 699 nucleotides. RefSeq lists its product as uncharacterized. The record is from RefSeq and is a predicted model, not a curated record. Bases 1 to 699 code for a protein of 232 amino acids. The transcript has 3 exons. Lineage: Eukaryota; Fungi; Basidiomycota; Agaricomycetes; Agaricales; Physalacriaceae.
AUGUCUGAGGCGCGACCGUUAGGCUUUCUCUACACGGAAACCCCCGACGAAUUUGUCGAACUGUCUUCUGCAGCCGGUAGGCUUUCGAAGCUUCUUGACGUAGUCACUCGAGAUGCAGAAAAACUGAUCCUGGAGUGCGGGAUUAAACCUAUCUAUCCCAGCAGGAAGGAUAAGAGGGAAUCGGAAGAUUCCCAGAAGACAGCCGUUGCCAUAUCGUUAUCGUUGACGGAUUCUGAGCCACCUACGCCUACUAAGAGUAGCAGGCCGCCUACUCCUUCGGAUAUACCUCCACUUGACGUGUCUCCUUCCGAAAAGAAGAGACCCUCUGGGAGAGGAGGAAAGUCUCGAACGGCCUCCAAGUGGAAAGCCUGGUUCAAGGCUCCUAUGCUCUGUGGCAUAGCUAUCAAUAACGUAUUACGGACGGCAUCUGCUGUCUUGGUUGCUAUACAGCGUGAUCUGAAUGGUAACGCGGAGGCCAUUGCAUGUCUAAGUCCCGCCCACCCAAAACUCAAAGUUUACCUCGCAGGCUCAGUACAUCAUACUAAAAACAAACCAAUCGAUUACUCGUGCGGAAAGGAUUAUCUUAUGAUCUCGGGUUACCGACAAGCCCUAGAAGAAAACCAAGGUGGCGUUUCAAGAAGAGUAGAAGCACGUCGCGUGUGCAGGGAUGUAAAAAGGCUUUGCGGAAGGAUCAUCUGA